Messenger RNA from Calypte anna (Anna's hummingbird), 5742 nucleotides. RefSeq names its product decapping mRNA 1A (gene DCP1A). Gene Ontology annotation, molecular function: mRNA binding; enzyme activator activity. Gene Ontology annotation, cellular component: P-body. Gene Ontology annotation, biological process: deadenylation-dependent decapping of nuclear-transcribed mRNA; deadenylation-independent decapping of nuclear-transcribed mRNA; positive regulation of catalytic activity. The record is from RefSeq and is a predicted model, not a curated record. The coding region runs from base 56 to 1816 and encodes 586 amino acids. The transcript is spliced from 10 exons. NCBI's taxonomy places the organism in Eukaryota, Metazoa, Chordata, Aves, Apodiformes, Trochilidae.
UGACACCGCGCGGCGGCUUCUUGCCUUCCCCCGCGAGUGGCUGCCGGGAUCCAAGAUGGAGGCGGUGAGCAGAGCGGAGCAGGAGAUCAGCCUGGCGGCCCUCAAGCAGCACGACCCCUACAUCACCAGCAUCGCCGACGUGACCGGACAGGUAGCGCUCUACAGCUUCAGCCCCAAGGCCAACGAGUGGGAGAAAACUGACAUAGAAGGGACCUUGUUUGUGUAUAAAAGGUCAGCUUCUCCUUAUCAUGGUUUUACAAUAGUGAAUCGACUGAACAUGCAGAACCUGGUUGAACCAGUAAAUAAAGAUUUGGAGUUUCAGCUUCAUGAACCUUUCCUUCUCUACAGAAAUGCUAGCUUGUCAAUUUACAGUAUCUGGUUUUAUGACAAGAAUGACUGUCAUCGAAUAGCAAAACUCAUGGCUAAAGUGGUAGAACAAGAAGCUCAGAGAUCACAGCAAGUUUCCCAGGACAGAAAAAGUCCCAGCAGGACCAAUGGCUGCAAUGAAAACAGGCCCAUUGACAUCCUGGAAAUGCUUAGUAAAGCCAAGGAUGAAUAUGAACGAAAUCAGAUUAAUGACUUAAGUAUUAUAUCAAGUUCUGGAAUGCAACAAAAUGCAAAUCCUCCAAAGCCAGAGAGCACAGAUCCUUCAGAACAGAAAACUUCAUCACAAGUGCAAGAUCAGCCAUUUCAGUCAAGACAGAAGCAUCUGACUUUGGAGGAACUGUUUGGAACCUCUGUACCAAAGGAACAGCCCGCAGCCCUGUAUCCCAAUCCAGAGAGAAUGGAAAAGUUGCAGACUGACAGCUCUGCCAGAGAGCAGCACAGUUUACUCUUGCCUUUUCCCUUUGACCAGUCAACAGUAAUACAACACUCACGAGGGAAAUCGGAAAGCCCAAGCGUUAAAACCAGUGCCAAUCCUUUGACUCAGCAGGAAUGUUUAACACCUGUGUUAAUACCUCCAGCUUCAGUUUCCCAGCCUGAUGUAAAAAACGUUUCAAGCUAUUCAGUUCGUUUAAGUCCUGUUCUUAAUUCAGCCUCGUCAAUGGAAGCUGCCCCUGCUCAGAUGCUUCCUGGCCUAAAACAAAGCAACAGUAUAAUGCAAGUUAUGCAGCAUGCUGCCAAGCAGAUAUCCCCACUGGUGAAUCAGCCACCAUCUGAAGUGAACCACGCUCCACAAAAUCUCAUAGCUGGCCAAAGCCAGCUUAUAGCACCCUUGACAUCAACAAAUACAGGAACUGUCUCAAAUACAUCCCAUACAAGUGUUGAUCUUCUGCAGAAACUCAGGUUGACCCCACAGCAUGACCAAAUGCAGCAGCAGUCUCUCACUAAGACUUCCUUAACACCAAACAUCUCUGCCUCAGUUGGCCAGCUUGCAACACCAGAAAGUUUUAAAGAAUCUCACAGUAAGCCAUCAGCCCUGAACAGCAAGAUAAUCUCUCCUCUUCAGACUGUACAACAAAUCAAGGAAUCAGAAGUGUAUCCACAGCCAAAGACUUUGCCUAAAGGAAGUCAAGUUGGACCUCCACAGUUUGUUACAGCCACAACUACAGUAACACCUUCAAUCCUCUUGUCACCUAGUGUGUUUCAGCAAUCAGCUACAAAAGCUACUGAAGUGGAGAUUAAAGCCAAUUCUUCUUCGCCUUUAACACUUGGAACAACAGAAAUUCAGACUAUACCUCCUACUGUUCUCAGUAGGUCUCAGCUUCAAGAAGCACUGAUACAUCUAAUAAAGAAUGAUUCCCGUUUUCUCAGCACUAUUCAUGAAGUCUACUUGCAAGUCCUAACCAAGAAUGCAGACAACAUUAAGCUAUAAUUGGAACUAAAUCUCCUUUAAAAAUAUAAUGAUUUUAGAAACAGUUAUGCCUCGUCUAUAAAACUAUUAUUUUUGUAAAAGAAUAUUUAGUUUUCAAUGCCUUGAAUUUGAAGCUGUUGGGAAAGACUAUUCCUUAAAUACUUAGGAAAGUAAUGUUCUCAGAAGUGAUCUAAGUUUUCACUGUGAUCAUCACCAGCAAACCUUUGUUUUUAUUGGGGACGGGAGUCGAGUUGCAUUUGAGCUCUCAAUAGCAUAAGGUGAAUGUACAAAUGUUUGCUCUGGCUUUCAUUCCUAGCUGUGCUAAUGGAUCAAGGAUUACAGACUCAGUACUAUUUAAACCAGCAGAAAUGGUGUACAGUACACUACACUACACCACACCAGAAGAAGAUUCACUUAUGGGACCCUAGUUCCAGUUUGAGGGACUGAGGAAAGCAAAAUGCCUUGUAAGUUUGCAGGUGUGGGGAAUGAGAAGCCAGGGCUUUGGAGCUAAAUCAUUAGCAAAAUGUUUUAAAACAUGAUUUGGUCAAUACAUUGACAGUCUCCAGCUAAUGGAUGUGAAUUUAUCUUUUAAAUAUUCCACUAAUCAUAUUUGCUUCUGUGUUGCUGACAUUAAACAGGUACCCAGAUGAGCAAGGCUGUUUUCUCUAAAAAGGCAAAAUUUGAAAUAUGCAAAAUCCUCAGUGAUUAUAUCUCCUUGUUUUGGCUUUGUUAUUGUUUUUUUUUAUGCAACAGCUGUUGCGUGUUGAAGUUCUCUUGUUUUAAAUUUAUAGUUAGGAGAUCACCAUUGGAAGAUCAUUUUCCUGUUCAGCAGUGUUUGAUACAAUUUAAAUACUUUGUUUCUUCUUUACCUUAAGAUUGGACCAUGUAAUAGUUGGCUUUCAUUCCUGGGUUGCAAUGGAACUGCAGUGUUGAAAAACUAUGCAGAUGGGGAGCAAAUGUAUGCUUUUCUUCUGUUGCCCCCUCCCCAGAUUGUUAGUGCAUACUUCAUAGUUUCAAGUUUAUCUAAUAUCUUCUAAUAUGUGAUUUAGUAAUUCACCAGUAUAAGAAUUUAACUGGAUACUUUCACAUUUGAAAUCAGAAAAUUUCUAGUUGUAGCUUCUUAUGCUGCUGUGUUGGUUUACUCAUGGGUUGUAUUUAUUUCUUAAGGACAUGCAAAGGUAAUUAAUAGGACUUCAGGUCCCAAAUUUUUUUGAGUAAAAAGGUAAUCUGUAGUGAGUUAUGAUGCACUGCUUCUUUUUUUUUUCCCUCAAGCACUAUUGAAAUAUGAAGAAAAAUGCUUUGGUUCCUUACAAGUUAUGUGUAUGUAUAUAUAUCCGAAGGAUUAGUUGAUGUUGACUUAGUCAAGGUGCAUGUUCAUUUCAUUGGAAACUAGUAAUGGAGCUUUAAUUGUGACUUGUUCACAAAUCAGUAUGUUUUAGAUACAAGAAAUAUUUACAUUUUUAUGUAUUUGAUCUAUUUUAGUUUUUUCAUAGCUUUUUAGUGGAAAAUAUAUUUUGCUUAGCACUACCUGCCUUCUGAACAGAUCUUCUUAGCCUUCGAGUUCAGUGUUUUCAGUUAAAAUAUAUGGUAUUUUGUUAGAAAAAUGUGCAAGAUUCAGGGAAAGAUGCUAAUGUCAUGCACAUUCAUCAAGAAAUAUGUUGUCUUUAAUAGUAGCAUUUGAAUUCAGCAAUAUAAACUCAGCCUUGUAAAAGACAAUAAGGACCUUCCUACAUAAAUUCUAGGGUUAAAAUACUGCAUAAACAAUGACACAAUUAGAUCUAAGGUCUAAACUAAUCUGGGUUUGGGGAUUUUUUAGAAAAACUUUCACUAACAGGGACAAAUCUAUGAACAGUUCCUCUGAACAAAAAUGGAUAACCUAAACCAAACAGAGUUGCUUUUUAUCUGGAUUUAGCAAAGAUAGAAGUCCAUAACUUCUCACUUUUUAUGGGCAGCCUCUGGUUUCUUCAAAGGGAGAUUUAAUAGAAGUUUCUGAAAAUAGAAAUAUUGGAAGCUGAUAGUGCAUACUGGUACUGUUUGCUAAAUAGUCAUAUCCAAAGAUCUAUAGAGAUGAUAGGAAGUAGUUGUAUUUUGAGUUCUUCAGUCAUUUACAGCUGGCAAAAGUAAUACUGCUCAGAGCAGCACUGUUGUUAUGAGUUUGACUCUGCUCUGAAGAUCCUUAACUUGUUUCCAGCUGUCCACAAGCAGUUGGCAGAUCCUUACUUUACUUUGAUUUUGUAGUGUACUACGAGCAAUACACUAUUGGUUUACUUCCCCCACCUCUCCCCUCACCCCCAACUUUCAAAAUGAAUUGGAAGAUGGAGUUGAAAUCAUAGUUACUAGGCAGACAUUUUCACAAGCAGACCUGUUCAUCAUGAACGCCUCAACUUGUUUGUUCUGACCUCUCUGCUUGUAGCCAACAGACACUGGAACCAAGCAAGGUGUCACCCAACACCCUGCAGUGUUACAGUCUGACAUGUAUGGCAGGUGCCACGGGAGUGGCUUUAACAGAGAAACUCUUUAAUGAAAACUGCAUUGUAAACCACAAGCUCUACUGCAGUGUAAAAUUGGAAUCUAUUUUUUUUAAAUGUGGACUGUGUUAUUUAACAACGUUUUUUGUGCUUAUUUUAACUUUUUGUAGAAAUCUAAAAUUACCAGCUUGCCAAAGUACUUGAUUCAUGUUAGCCACAUGUAUGGACAACUAUUGUGUAGCAAGUUACCAUGAGCCAUCACAGGAAAUGAUUGUGACCAUGCUCAAUUUUUGUUUUUUUCUUUGUUAAAACUACUGGCUUAAUAGGAUUUUAUCUACUAGUUCUGAGAAUUAAAGUAUUAGUUUAGACUAUUCUCAAACUCUUUUUAUUAAUUAAGCAUGUGUUUGGUGGCUAGCCUUAAGCAAUUUUAAAAACAGCAACAAAACCCAAACAAACAAAAAAACAAAUGCCAAACUCAAACCUAAUGAAAGAUAGUUUUAAAACCUACAGCUGCUGAAUUUUUCAGGAAAACCUAAAUUCUCAGUUUUGUGGAUAGAAUAUAUCUGCUGUUAUGUAAUAAUGCAAAGUUUAUAUGGAAGUUGCCCAACAGCUGUUAACUCAGAAGCAGUAUAUCUUUCCAAAUUAAACAAGAUUUGCAGAAUGAAUACUUUUUUUAAAAAAUUAUUGGUCUUGAUUUCAUAUAAAAUACUUAAUUCUGUGUAUAAAUACUCAGUAUAAUACUUAACACUUGCUGCUGGAUGUAUGUAAUUUUUGCUUGCAUUUCUAAUUGCUUCAUUUUGAUAUAUUUCUGAAAACCAUUAUGCCAUGUGUAGUCACUGAUUUAAUUUCUGGAAUAGUUUUGAAAACAAACUUUAAUUUGGUACUUAUUGGUUUUAAAAGUAUUCUACACAAAUCACACACCUUCUUGCCAGGUGUUUGGGUUGCUUUGUACAACAUAUCUUAACAGGAGGAAUGUGUGCAAUAUGUAUCACCUCAGUUUUGUCUGGCAAUGUUACAAAAAUGUUAAUAUGCAAUAUCUUCCUUUCACUUCAAAUUGCAAAAAUUGCAGUAUCUCUAAUUCGGUGUUGUAUUUAUUUUUAUCUAUUCAGUGUAUUGGCAUAUGGCUAGUUAGGGUUUUUUAUGUACAUUAUGUGCUUCUAGUAAUUUCUGAGUUUUAUCACUUCUGUGGAUACACCAGUUGUACCCAUUUGCAUGUUCUCUCAAUAUGAAGACCAUGGGGAAGGGUGGGAUUCGGUAAAGAUUCCUGGAAACUGAGAAUUAAAAUAAUUGUCAGUCAGUAAAUGUAGAUACUGCAUCAUUAACGUUUUUGGUAUGGUAUGGAUUUUAUAGCACCUAUAUAUGUUUGCUGUUAUUAAGUUAUUGCAUAAAUGUUUAAAAUGAGCAUUUUUUCAUCCAAAAUUUUGUAUGUUUGCAAAUCUAUUUUUGUAAUAAAACUUCAAAACAAAUGUUUCAGCACCU